Messenger RNA from Erigeron canadensis, 1795 nucleotides. RefSeq names its product probable polyamine transporter At3g19553. NCBI's taxonomy places the organism in Eukaryota, Viridiplantae, Streptophyta, Magnoliopsida, Asterales, Asteraceae. Gene Ontology annotation, molecular function: transmembrane transporter activity. The record is from RefSeq and is a predicted model, not a curated record. The transcript is spliced from 2 exons. Gene Ontology annotation, biological process: transmembrane transport. Bases 169 to 1668 code for a protein of 499 amino acids. Gene Ontology annotation, cellular component: membrane.
AAAGAAACACUCACAAGUCAUAACCCAUAAACAGAUAGUAUAAUACAAUUUCACAUUGAUUUUCCGAUAACAAUCAAAACCCAUAUCACAAAUCAUGUUCGUACCUUAAUUUCCAGAAAAAACCAACUUUUUCAACCAUAAAAAUCCUUACUCUUUACUGUUUCUUGGAUGGGUCAAAACAAGAUUUUGACCAAUGAUGCUACAAAGAAAUCAAGCCCAAAAUUGACUUUAUUACCAUUAAUUGCACUUAUAUUUUAUGAAGUUUCUGGUGGUCCAUUUGGUGUUGAAGAUUCAGUAAAAGCAGGUGGUGGUGCUUUACUUUCAUUAUUGGGCUUUAUAAUUUUUCCAAUUUUUUGGAGUAUUCCUGAAGCUUUAGUGACUGCUGAAUUAGCUACAAGUUUUCCUGAAAAUGGUGGUUAUGUUAUUUGGAUUUCAUCUGCUUUUGGCCCUUUUUGGGGCUUUCAAGAAGGAUUUUGGAAAUGGUUUAGUGGUGUGAUGGAUAAUGCACUUUAUCCUGUUCUGUUUCUUGAUUAUAUGAAGCAUUCGGUUCCGAUUUUUGAUGAAUUUUAUGCUAGGAUUCCUGUUUUGUUAGGGAUAACUGUUUUGUUAACUUAUUUGAAUUAUAGAGGUUUGCAUAUAGUUGGAACUAGUGCUGUUGUUCUUGCUGGUUUUUCUUUGUGUCCAUUUGUUGUGAUGAGUAUCCUUUCAAUACCGAAAAUUAGGCCUAAAAGAUGGGUAAAGUUGGAUUUCAAGAAAGUGGAAUGGAGGGGUUAUUUUAAUAGUAUGUUUUGGAACUUGAACUAUUGGGAUAAAGCUAGUACACUUGCUGGUGAAGUUGCAGAUCCUAGUAGGACAUUUCCGAAAGCUCUUUAUGGUGCGGUUAUACUUGUGGUUUGUUCGUAUUUGAUUCCACUUUUGGCGGGAACAGGGUCGUUGGAAUCGGAUUCAAGUAAGUGGAGUGAUGGAUAUUUUGCUGAAGUUGGGAUGUUGAUUGGAGGGUCUUGGCUUAAAUGGUGGAUUCAAGCUGCUUCUGCUAUGUCGAAUUUAGGAUUGUUUGAAGCCGAAAUGAGUAGUGAUGCUUUUCAACUUCUUGGCAUGAGUGAGAUUGGGAUGCUUCCUUCUGUAUUUGCUUCAAGGUCAAAGUUUGGAACGCCUACAGUCAGCAUAUUAUGCUCAGCAACUGGUGUGAUCUUCUUGUCAUGGAUGAGUUUUCAGGAAAUCUUGGAAUUUCUGAACUUUCUUUAUGCAAUUGGAAUGCUCUUUGAGUUUGCAGCAUUUAUAAAACUUAGACUAAAGAAACCCGAUCUUCACAGACCAUAUAAAGUUCCUCUCAAGACAUUUGGGGCAAUUAUGCUGUGUAUACCUCCUUCAUUUUUACUUGUUCUCGUUAUGUGUUUGGCGUCUGCAAGAACGUUUCUAGUGACUGGUGGGGUUCUUGUUAUUGGGUUUCUCUUGUACCCAGCCAUCAUUCAUGCAAAGAAUAAAAAGUGGGCUCAUUUUAUCUCUGAAGAUGACUCGAGCUCAAUUAAUCGGGAUGUUGAAGAUCAUGAAAACCCGGCCCUGCACGUGAGUGAUGAAGCUGAGGUUAGUCUGCUGGCGGACUCAUCAUCUUCUAAGAUGGAUAAUGGGUCGGAAAUAUUGCCCGACUUAGGAUCAAAGUCGAUAUGAGAUUAUUAGACAUACCCAAUUCUACAUUCUUGUUGUAUUUAAAAGAAAUAUCUAAGCUGUAAAUGAUGAUUAUAUUCAUUAUUAAUGUUGUACUUACUGAGAAUGUUGAAAUAGGACUAUUGAUGCA